UGAAUAAAUCAAUGACAAUUUUAGAUAUGAGAAGAUACCAAACAAAAAGAAUUAUCGUAGCUGCUGUCGUCGUGGUAACAUUGAUGUAUUUUUUGCAGCUGUUCCAUACGGAUGAUAACCAUUCUCGGAGUAUCGAAAAGAAUAUAGCUGAUACCGGACACUCCACAACAGUAAACGUAGUUCGGCAGAAAACUAGCACGAUUGCAAAAGAAUCUCAGAAUGCCAAAGAAUCGACGAGCGAAAUCGUAGUAGACAUCCCACACUUGAAAACAGAGAUUGAAAUAUACAAACGGGAAGAAAUUACACUCGACGAUAAAAUGGAAGCCAUAUUGAAAUUAAGACUCGAGAGACUGAAUCAAACAUGUUCUUGUCGGAAUAUCACUGAAACGGACCAACCUGACACGAAGAAGUAUUUAUCGAAUCUGAUAGUUUCAGACAAAUACAAAGUGAUAUUUUGCUCAAAUGAUGAUAUACAAACUGAAGGUUGGAGGAAGUUGCUUCGUAAGGAAAACGACGAUUUGUCACUGAGGCUUCUAUCUUCUUACCGAGAGGAGUCCAUUUCGUACAGACUCAAAUACUAUUCCAAACUUUUGCUGGUACGGCAUCCAUUAAUUCGGCUCAUGUCUGCGUAUAAAAGCUGGAUCAAACAACAUCCAAACGUUGAUGGAAAGCCAUUAAUGAACCAAUCGGCGGAGGAAUCACAUGACGUAUCUCUACAGAAUCAGGCCAACGUCGAUUCGGGAAUGGUAUACAAUUUGGAGAAGAAUUCAACACGAUUCUCACUACCUGUAGAUUUCUUUGCUAAUAUCGUUGAUGGUGCAAACUCCGAUAAUUCUCUUGACCCUUUGUGGGGUAGAAUCAGUAUGCUAUGUCAGACCUGUAACGUUCAAUAUGACUAUAUAUCGAAAUCAGAAACUGCCCCAGACGAUGCAACCUACCUGCUGUCAAAAUUAAUGGAUGACGCAAAUGGGUCAUACACACAUCUCAAACCAGAACCCUUUGAUGCACGAUUAUUAGAAGAGUUUCGGACAGCGUUGACUGCAGAACUUGCCAACAAUAUUUACAAAGUGUACCAAUAUGACUUUGAAAUGUUUGGAUAUCCGAAACCAUGGGACUGACUUGAAAUGACGCAGAGCUAUUCAUAAAUUAAAAGUACGAUACAAAAAUGAGCAAAAUUACGAUGGUAUGCUUAGAAAAAAUACCGAAACUAUUGAUUCAAUUGCAGGCCAUAGAUACCCAAAGUUACAUGUACUCAUCUUUGAUAGUUUGGUUUAAUUAUGAAUUCCAAAAUAAAUGAUAUCGAUUGUUUUUUAUUAAUUGAUUUAUUAACAAUCAACGCAUUUUUAAAUUUGAUAAUUUUUUAUACUUAAAUACCCCUCAAAAGCAAAACAGUUUACCCAGAAACUACCCUAGCUAUAAAGUGCGAGGUACUGGCACUUGCGGUAAGUUCUACGUGGUCGACACAUCAACUGGCGAUGCACUGUCAUUGCUGGCGUUCGCUGGUAUGUGAUGUCUUCAGGUGUUUUACCGAGCUCGGACUUCCUAGUUUUUUUUUUAAUCAGAAUGAAGUCAACAACGACCCAACCGUUUAGACCAGGGACUGUAAUAUAGUGACCUUUGACCCGUGUUCGUUCAUGUCUGAAGGUGACUUCU
Messenger RNA from Styela clava, 1653 nucleotides. RefSeq names its product carbohydrate sulfotransferase 11-like. NCBI's taxonomy places the organism in Eukaryota, Metazoa, Chordata, Ascidiacea, Stolidobranchia, Styelidae. The record is from RefSeq and is a predicted model, not a curated record. Gene Ontology annotation, biological process: carbohydrate biosynthetic process. Gene Ontology annotation, cellular component: membrane. Gene Ontology annotation, molecular function: sulfotransferase activity.